GCUAAUGAAGAGGACAAAACUCCUAAUGUUAACACUGAUAUUGACUCAGUCAUUAUUAAUGAACUAGAAACGCUUGAGAAAAUUGCAGAAAUGAAAAAGGGUUUGAAAGUAGGUUUAGAAUUAAAACACGUCAUCUCGCUUUAUGAAUUAGGAGAAGACAGAGUAGCCGAUAUACUUAUUGACUGUGUUGAUUCGAAAUACAAAUGCGAAAUCCCAGUUGAGAUACACGAUGAACUGAUGAACGCAUGCGAAUUUGAAGAUACCAAUGGUAAACUCGGAAAAAUUCCUGCUGAAGCAUUCGCAAAAGCCUUGAAGCGAUUUGCGUUGAGAGUGUUAUCUGUAAAACCGGUUGACGAGAAUUUGCAACUCAAUUUAUAUUUGGGUCAGAUGAAUUUCUGGUCAGACGUAUCCGAAGAGAUUGUUGAUGAAUACUUCCCAGAAAACUUGCUUGUCGCUCAUAGUCAUUCGGCUUAUUGUGUGAUCAAGUUGAAGAUGGAUAAAAUACGUUCUAAGCAGCAAUUUAUGGCCAGCUCAAACAAGCGUCCUAUACUGAAAUCACCUACCACUAUUAGAGCGAAGAAAGCGCAGAAACAGAAGUUUGGCCGAGCAUAG
Messenger RNA from Paraglomus brasilianum, 612 nucleotides. Lineage: Eukaryota; Fungi; Glomeromycota; Glomeromycetes; Paraglomerales; Paraglomeraceae. The record is from the annotation of a GenBank genome assembly.